Bacillus rossius redtenbacheri is the source of this 1280-nucleotide messenger RNA. RefSeq lists its product as uncharacterized. Gene Ontology annotation, cellular component: membrane. The record is from RefSeq and is a predicted model, not a curated record. The transcript is spliced from 11 exons. NCBI's taxonomy places the organism in Eukaryota, Metazoa, Arthropoda, Insecta, Phasmatodea, Bacillidae. Gene Ontology annotation, biological process: carbohydrate transport. The coding region runs from base 1 to 1254 and encodes 417 amino acids. Gene Ontology annotation, molecular function: sugar transmembrane transporter activity.
AUGCGAAGAGACUGGACGGAACAUGACACGCACUGGAUGGAGGGGUCGGACGCACGCCACACCUUCAGUGGUUUCCGGAACAACACCACAAAAGACUAUCACACGUACUGCUACCACCGCCGUUAUUCAUGUCGAGCCCUACUAGACCAUAGUGAACAGACCUUAGUAGACGAAUCUAGUGCACCGGAACGAGCUACCAUCUCCCAUUCACAAGUACAAUCGUCCAUUUACAAUAUGCUGCAACUAGGUUCCCUCGCCUGCCGCAUGGCGACAGCAAAGCGUGUCAGGGGUGGUUCCACCCCUCUGGCAGUGGAGGGAGGGGUGGUCCCGCCACUUCACGCCCGCCGGCUCUGGAGUCAGUGUGGAAGUGCGAUAACCAGGGUGCUGAGGCCAGAGGAGCAAUUACAAGAGGCGGAGCUGCGGGCAGCUGAUCGCCUGGAGGACGAGCGGAGGCGUCGUCGAGAGCUGCUGGUUCGCGCCGACUGGGAGAAGCAGCUACAGGGGCGGUCUCGCGCCAGUUGCAGUCGGGGACUCGCAGGGGUCGGUCGCUCCGCGAACGCAGAGCCUUCAGAGUUUGCGCCUCAUCCAAGUCUCAGCAAUAGUAAAAUGGUUCUAGAAGAGUACAAGGACCUUGUUGGAGCGGCCGCAGGCACGGCAGUUACACUCGCAAAGUUUUCAGGAGUGUUUACCUGCAAGAGUAUUAUCAAGCAAAGGUCAACCAGAAAUGUUCCUGUUUAUCCAUUCCUAAGUGGCGCUGUCUUGUCCAUUAUACUGUUGCAGAAUUCUUUGCUUAUGCAAGAUUCUAACCUGAUUAUUUCAGGUGUUGUUGGGCUUGCGAUACAGAUUGUUUACAUGUUGAUAUAUUACAUAUUUUGUGAAAAUAAGGCAGAUUUCUGGACCAAGGUAUUAAAAGCAUCUAUAUUUGUGGGGUUGGUGUUGGCCUAUUGUGCUUGGGAAGAUGCUGCCAAAGCUAGAUUUUGGCUUGGCAUACUAAUAACCGCAUUUCUGUUGAUAUACCUGGCAUCGCCUCUGAUGUCCUUGGGAGAUGUUAUAAGGACAAAAAGUACUGCUAUGCUUCCAUUACCAAUGAUUCUAACCGGAGCGGUGGUUUCAUCCCUAAUGUUGCUUUAUGGAAUCAUUAUCAAAGAUCCCUUCAUUCAAGUGCAGAAAGCAAUUGGUUUUGGACUGAGUGUGAUACAGCUGAUGUUAUUCGUUAUAUAUCCCAGACGACCUGUGGAUCUGAAACAUGACUGACCAUAAUAAAAUUGUUUUUUUAAGAA